Messenger RNA from Coregonus sp. 'balchen', 27883 nucleotides. The record is from the annotation of a GenBank genome assembly. NCBI's taxonomy places the organism in Eukaryota, Metazoa, Chordata, Actinopteri, Salmoniformes, Salmonidae.
UGUGUGUGUCUGCCUGCCUGCCUGCCUGCCUGCCUGCCUGCCUACCUGCCUGCCUGCCUGCCUGCCUGCCUGCCUGCCUGCUUGCCUGCGUGUCUGUUUUUCUGGAAUCUGAGAAAUGGGCGGGUGAGAAUAUGGGCAGUGAGAGUUCUUAUUGGUCAGUUAGAAGAUAAAACAGCGUGACUUUUCUGGUUGGCCAGUUAUUGUUCCAGAACACUAACCUAUUGUUCAGAUUGGUGAGAGGUUGUUCUAUAAAAGCCUUGCUCUGCUCUGACUGGACAGAGAUAAUUCUGCAACCUCCACAUUCUCUGGUCUCCUUUUGGGCAGCUGGAGAGAAGACUUUUGCACAGCACCAUACUUUUACCAAAUUGGCAGUUACCUGGUAAGUGUUUACGUGCUGUGUUUGUUUGUGUGUGUUGGUGCCUGCUCAUAACUUAAAAUGUGUUGACUGAUAUGCAUAACGAGGGUACCUAUUGAAAUAGAAGAUGGUGAAAAAACAUUCUACAGCUGCAACUUCGAGAGCAUUUUGACUGGCUUCAUCAUCGCUUGGUAUGGCAAAUGCACCGCCCUUGACCGCAAAGCGCUACAGAGGGUGGUGCGGACAGCCCAGUACAUCACUGGGGCAGAGCUCCCUGCCAUCCAGGUCCUCUAUACCAGGCGGUGUCAGAGGAAGGGCCGGAAAAUGGCCAAAGACUCCAGCCAUCCAAGCCAUAGACUGUUCACUCUGCUACCAUCUGGUUAACGGUACCAGAGAAUCGGCUCUCGGACCAACAGGCUCCCAGACAACUUCUACCCCCAAGCUAUAAGACUGCUAAAUAGCCAGACUGCUAAAUAGUCAAUUAAUGCUACCCAAACUAUCUGCACUGACCCUAUCUUGCACUGACCCUACGCACACUCACUAGACUAUAUACACUGAGUGUACAAAACAUUAGGAACACUUUCCUAUUAUUGAGAUUCACCUCAUUUGCCCUCAGAUCAGCCUCAAUUUGUCAGGGCAUAGACUCUCCAAGGUGUCGAAAGAUUUCCACGGAAAUGCUGGCCCAUUUGACUCCAAUGCUUAUCACGGUUGUGUCAAGUUGGCUGAAUGUCCGUUGGGUGGUGGACCAUUCUUGAUACACACGGGAAACUGUUGAGCGUGAAAAACCCAGCAGCAUUGCAGUUCUUGACACUCAAACCAGUGCGCCUUGCACCUACUACCAUACACUGAAGUGGAUUUAACAGGUGACAUCAAUAAGGGAUCAUAGCAUUCACCUGGUCAGUCUAUGUCAUGGAAAGAACAGGUGUUCCUAAUGUUUAAUGCACUCAGUGUAUACACACCAUAUACUCACUCACAUACACACACUACAUUGACACUCCCACACAAACCCACACACAUUCACAUACACUACAUACACACACACACACACACACACACCACACACACACACACACACACACACACACACACACACACAUAACACACACACACGCAUACUGACACACACAAGCACACACACAAAAGUACACAUUACACACACACACGCACACACAUACACACACACCUUUACACUCAUGUGCUGUUGCUACUAUGUUCUUUAUUUUACUCUUAUUAUUAUCUAUCCUGAUGACUAGUCACUUUACCCUGCCUUCAUGUACAUAUAUACCUCAAAUACCUUAUUAUGAUCUAUCCUGAUGCCUAGUCACUUUAUCCUGCCUUCAUGUACAUAUCUACCUCAAAUACCUUAUUAUUAUCUAUCCUGAUGCCUAGUCACUUUACCCUGCCUUCAUGUACAUAUCUACCUCAAAUACCUUAUUAUUAUCUAUCCUGAUGCCUAGUCACUUUACCCUGCCUUCAUGUACAUAUCUACCUCAAAUACCUUAUUAUUAUCUAUCCUGAUGACUAGUCACUUUACCCUGCCUUCAUGUACAUAUCUACCUCAAAUACCUUAUUAUUAUCUAUCCUGAUGACUAGUCACUUUACCCUGCCUUCAUGUACAUAUCUACCUCAAAUACCUUAUUAUUAUCUAUCCUGAUGCCUAGUCACUUUACCCUGCCUUCAUGUACAUAUCUACCUCAAAUACCUUAUUAUUAUCUAUCCUGAUGACUAGUCACUUUACCCUGCCUUCAUGUACAUAUCUACCUCAAAUACCUUAUUAUUAUCUAUCCUGAUGCCUAGUCACUUUAACCUGCCUUCAUGUACAUAUCUACCUCAAAUACCUUAUUAUUAUCUAUCCUGAUGCCUAGUCACUUUACCCUGCCUUCAUGUACAUAUCUACCUCAAAUACCUUAUUAUUAUCUAUCCUGAUGACUAGUCACUUUACCCUGCCUUCAUGUACAUAUCUACCUCAAAUACCUUAUUAUUAUCUAUCCUGAUGACUAGUCACUUUACCCUGCCUUCAUGUACAUAUCUACCUCAAAUACCUUAUUAUUAUCUAUCCUGAUGACUAGUCACUUUACCCUGCCUUCAUGUACAUAUCUACCUCAAAUACCUUAUUAUUAUCUAUCCUGAUGACUAGUCACUUUACCCUGCCUUCAUGUACAUAUCUACCUCAAAUACAGUACCUCAUACCUCUGCACAUUGAUCUGGUACUGGUACUCCCUGUAUAUAGCUCCAUUCUUGUGUAUUUUAUUUUAUUCCUCUUGUGUUACAAUUUUAUUUUUUCUACACCAGUUGUAUUCGGUGCAUGUGACAAAUACAAUUUGAUUUUAGUUUGAUUUGAAAUGGUCAGAAUAAAAUAGAGGAAGAAUAAGACAGUUGAAGCUCUCAUCACCUCAUCCUCCUCCUCCCCCUCCCAUCUCCAGUCUGCUCCAUCCCUGCUGUUAUCUUCCAGGCUGCCCCCAGUCAAGAGUACAAUGGCUUUUUAAACAGGCAGGACUCUGGGGACCCGAGCAGAGGGACAUUAUUGGCCUCAUUUAGCACCCAUCAUCACGGCGAUGGCUCUUCCAGAUAGGGCCUGUUAUUGCCAUGGAUACCAGCACAUCCCUGCUAAGAAAUACCAAGCCUAGCAUUGCCCCUUAUUUCAGGGAUUUGCGUGGGCUUUUUUGUUAUUGGUAGUAUAGGCUCACUACUGUAGCACACACACAUACCCUCUCUGGGAGGGCUGUUUGAUGUUAAAGAGCAGCUGUAGGUUUAACAGUUUUUUGGAUGGUGGAUGACCAAGCUUAGCCUUGUCUCUGUCUCUGUCUCUGUCUCUGUCUCUGUCUCUGUCUCUGUCUCUGUCUCUGUCUCUGUCUCUGUCUCUGUCUCUGUCUCUGUCUCUGUCUCUGUCUCUGUCUCUGUCUCUGUCUCUGUCUCUCUCUCGCUCUCUCUCUCUCUCUCUCUCUCUCUCUCUCUCUCUCUCUCUCUCUCUCUCUCUCUCUCUCUCUCUCUCUCUCUCUCUCUCUCUCUCUCUCUCGCUCUUUGAGGGAUUAGUAGCCUAGAGGCUGUUAUACAAGAGUCAUGUUAUGUUGAUGAGGAUUAGAGUGGUGAUGAGACAGGACAGGAGUCAUGUUGAUGAGGAUUAGAGUGGUGAUGAGACAGGACAGGAGUCAUGUUGAUGAGGAUUAGAGUGGUGAUGAGACAGGACAGGAGUCAUGUUGAUGAGGAUUAGAGUGGUGAUGAGACCGGACAGGAGUCAUGUUGAUGAGGAUUAGAGUGGUGAUGAGACAGGACAGGAGUCAUGUUGAUGAGGAUUAGAGUGGUGAUGAGACCGGACAGGAGUCAUGGUGAUGAGGAUUAGAGUGGUGAUCAGACGGUAAGCAGGGUGGACUGACAUGCCCUCCAACAAUACCCAGUACCGUGGAAGAUAAGUUCUGCAGACAAUAGGGAUUGGAAUGGGAUCGCUGGCUGAAUAUACAUGACACACACACACACAAAGAUAUACACACUCACACACACACACACACAAACACACACACACACACACACACUACAUGAGUAGGAGUCCUAUGUCAGUCCUGACUAAUGCUGGGUUGUGUCAGUGUUGUGCUGGACCAAAUAAGUGACAGGUAAUUCCUCAGUGCAGGAACAAUAUAGUGAGGAGAGAGCCUUAUUCUGGUCCCCGCUCAUUUUUUAAUUGCGUAAAAUUUGGUAUCCUUUUUUUUUUUUGCAGGCCAUCUAAUCAUUGUCAAGUAAAAAUGUUUUUGAACUCACAUUUCACGAUCCGACAUAAUGUCAGGCAACUUUGUAGGCUUUAAAUUAGAGAUGUAAUUGUUCUUCAUGGUUUUAGGUCAAUUUCUAAGCAUUACUGAACGAGGAGCCGUUUGGGAGCCAAAUGAUCGGCUCUUUUAGGUGAAUGGAGCCAAACGAUCGGCUCUUUUAGGUGAACGGAGCCAAACGAUCGGCUCUUUUAGGUGAACGGAGCCAAACGAUCGGCUCUUUUAGGUGAACGGAGCCAAACGAUCAGCUCUUUUAGGUGAACGGAGCCAAACGAUCGGCUCUUUUAGGUGAACGGAGCCAAACGAUCAGCUCUUUUAGGUGAACGGAGCCAAAUGAUCCGGCUCACAGAAAAGACUCGGAAUGCCCAACACUAGUAGCCAGUUGAUGUGAUAACUGUCUUGUGGGUUGACCUAAAUACUUUCCCCAAAACCUUCUCAAUUAAAUGUUAACUGCAAAGUAGGCUUACCUGGCAGAAGUAUAUCAUGAGUAAGUAUAUAAUUUGUAUCUGUUAUUUGUUAUUUGUAAACUUUGCCAUGAAAUUUGUAAACAAGACCAGCACAUUAGACUGCACACUAGCUAGACCCGCAAUUAACGAGGAAUUACACUCAAAGAUCUAAAUGUGUUUGUUUUCUUCCAGAACUACAUUUUUUUUUUUCAUAAAUAUUAUUUUACCAGGUAUAUUGACACUAAAGUCCCUGGGAAGAGUUGCAGGGGAGAGGUUAAGAGAAGAAUAUGCCUUUUUGAAAGCUAAAAAUAAUAAUAUAACUAGCUCGUGACAUGUAGAUUUUUAAAAAAAAGUAGCUCUCAAGCUAGAAAAGGUUGAAGACCCCCCUUUGCCUUAGAGUCAUUCAGCAGUUGUGCUUGAAAAGGGCAACAGUAGCGCAAGAGUUGUUCGGUGUUAAAAAGUAGCCUAAAUGGGACAUGGAAUUCAAUGAUUGCGUUGUGUUGAAGAACAGGCUGGUGUGGUCGCCCUCAGUGGGAGGUGUGUGCUAAUGGUUGAGGUAGGAGACGGUCACUGCUUCUUUACUAAAGACCAUGUUGACGGUAACCAUGAGAGACGGAUAGACUCAGGCAUCAGACAAUCAACAAACACAACUGGAGAACUGGUCUUGGGAAAUGCUCCUCUUGCAGAGCACUCUGCACACACUGCUGUUUGUGUCUUUGUGACUCUUCCAGUAAUGGUGUGUGCAGGUGUGUGUGUGUGUGUACAUGCAUUUCUGUGUGUGUGUGUGUGUGUGUGUGUCGGUAACGAGGGGGUUGGCUGUGAAUCUCCGGGUAACUAAUCACAGUCAGUACAGAGGUGUAUGGUGGGAAUAAAGCCUUGCAUCCCUUCCUCAGCUCACCGCCCAUCGGCCCUCGUUAACCCUCUGAUGAUUAACCAGGACCGCCCACGGUCAACCAUGGUCAGAACCAGUAGCCUUGGCAGUCUGUGAAGCGUGGUCGUUAUACAGCGUCAGCAACUCACAUCAGUACUGAAGAAUAACACACACAGACACACAUACUGGGAGGAUUCCACUCACUCUACACACACAUACUGGGAGGAUUCCACUCACUCUACACACACAUACUGGGAGGAUUCCACUCACUCUACACACACAUACUGGGAGGAUCCACUCACUCUACACACACGGAGAUUCCCUCACUCUACACACACUACUGGAAACCCAAACUCACUCUCAACACAUACUGGAGGAAUCCACUCACCUCAACCACAUACUGGGGGUUCCACUCAUCUAACACACAUAUACUGGGAGGAAUCCACUCACUCUACACACACAUACUGGGAGGAAUCCACUCACUCUAAAACACACAUACUGGGGGGAUUCCACUCACUCUACACACACAUACUGGGAGGAUUCCACUCACUCUACACACACAUACGGGAAAGGAAUCCACUCACUCUACACACACAUACUGGGGGGAAUCCACUCACUCUACACACCCAUACUGGGAGGUUUCCACUCACUCUAAAACACACAUACGGGAGGAAUCCCUCACUCUACACACAAAAAUACUGGGAGGUUUCCCCACUCACUCUACAAAACACAUACUGGGAGGAUUCCACUCACUCUACACACACCAUACUGGGGGGAUUCCACUCACCUCACACACCAUUGGGAGGAAUCCACUCACUCUACACACACAUACGGGAGGAAUCCACUCACUCGACAACACACAUACUGGGAGGAUUCCACUCACUCUACCAACACCAUAGCUGGGAAAGGAAUCCCACUCUAAACCCAAUCUGGGAUGAUUCCACCACUCUACACACCAUACUGUGAGGGGAUUCCACUCACACUCUACAACACACAUACUGGGAGGAUCCACUCACCUCUACACACACAUACUGGGAGGAUUCCACUCACUCUACACACACAUACUGGGAGGAAUUCCCCACUCGGCACACACAUACUGGAGAUUCCCACAUCUACACCCACAUACUGGGAGGAUCCACUCCCCUCUACACACUACAUACUGGGAGGAUUCCACUCACACUACACACACCAUACUGGGAGGAAUCCCCACACUCUACACAACAAUACUGGGAGGUCACUCUCCCACACACAUACUGGGGGGAAAUCCACUCACUCUACACACACAUACGGGGAGGAAUCCACCCCCCCCUCUACACACACAUACGGGGAGGAUUCCCCACUCUACACACACAUACUGGGAGGAUUCCACUCACUCUACACCCCACAUACUGGGAGGUUUCCACUCACUUUUACACACACAUACUGGGAGGAUUCCCUCACUCUACACACACAUACGGGGAGGAAUCCACUCACUCUACACACACAUACUGGGAGGAUUCCACUCACUCUACACACACAUACGGGGAGGAUUCCACUCACUCUACACACACAUACUGGGAGGAUUCCACUCACUCUACACCCAUACUGGGAGGAUUCCACUCACUCUCACACACAUACUGGGAGGAUUCCACUCACCUACACACACAUACUGGGAGGAUUCCACUCACUCUAAAACACACAUACUGGGAGGAUUCCACUCACUCUACCAAAACAUACGGGGAGGAUUCCACUCACUCUACACACACAUACUGGGAGGAUUCCACUCACUCUACACACACAUACUGGGAGGAAUCCACUCACUCUACACACACAUACUGGGAGGAAUCCACUCACUCUACACACACAUACUGGGAGGAUUCCACUCACUCUACACACACAUACUGGGAGGAAUCCACUCACUCUACACACACAUACUGGGAGGAUUCCACUCACUCUACACACACAUACUGGGAGGAAUCCACUCACUCUACACACACAUACUAGGAGGAACUAUUUCAAAUGUUCCUAAAGUGAACAGCGCCGGAAGAAGAUGGCUGCCGUUUUACAGCCCUCUAACCAAUUGUACUAUUAUGUGUGUUUUUCCGCGUUAUUUGUAAUUUAUUUUGUACAUAAUGUUUAUGCCAUCGUCUCUUAUAACCAAAGAGAGCUUCUGGAUAUCAGGACAGCGAUUACUCACCUCGCGUUGGACGAACACUUUUUCUUCAACGAGGCGUUCGCGAAGGAUAUCCUACAGACACCCGACAAGGCCCAGAUCCCCGUCAUUCGCGUGAGGAAGAGACGGAGAUUUCGUGGACGUAGGUCGGGGUGCCUUGUAAGGAUCCGACGGCGAACGAGUAAACUGCCUCUCCCAUCAAUCCUAUUAGCCAACGUUCAAGCUUUGGAGAAUAAAAUGGACGAUUUAAGAUUACGGUUAUCCUACCAACGGGACAUUAAAAACUGUAAUAUCUUAUGUUUCACGGAGUCGUGGCUGAAUGACAACAAUGACAACAUUCAGCUAGCAGGCUAUACGCUACAUCGGCAGGACAGAACGGCAGACUCGGGUAAGACGAGGGGUGGCGGUCUCUGUAUUUUUGUAAACAACAGCUGGUGCACAAAAUCAAAUACUAAGGAAGUCUCAAGGUUUUGCUCGCCUGAGGUAGAGUAUCUUAUGAUAAGCUGUAGACCACACUAUUUACCAAGAGAGUUUUCAUCUAUACUUUUCAUAGCUGUCUAUUUACCACCACAAACCAAUGCUGGCAUUAAGAUUGCACUGAAUGAGUUGUACAAGGCCAUUAAUCAACAGGAAAACGCUCAUCCAGAUGCAGCGCUCCUAGUAGCAGGGGACUUUAAUGCAGGGAAACUUAAAUCCGUUCUACCUCAUUUCUACCAGCAUGUUAAAUGUGCAACCAGAGGGGAAAAAAACUCUAGACCACCUUUACUCCACACACAGAGACGCAUACAAAGCUCUCCCUCGCCCUCCAUUUGGCAAAUCUGACCAUAACUCUAUCCUCCUGAUUCCUGCUUAUAAGCAAAAACUGAAGCAGGAAGCACCAGUGAUUCGGCUAAUAAAAAAGUGGUCAGAUGACGCAGAUGCUAAGCUACAGGACUGUUUUGCUAGCACAGACUGGAACAUGUUCCGGGAUUCUUCAGACAGCAUUGAGGAGUACACCACAUCAGUCACUGGCUUCAUCAAUAAGUGCAUCGAUGAUGUCGUCCCCACAGUGACCGUACGUACAUACCCCAACCAGAAGCCAUGGAUUACAGGAAACAUCCGCACUGAGCUAAAGGGUAGAGCUGCCGCUUUCAAGGAACGGGACUCUAACCCGGACGCUUAUAAGAAAUCCCGCUAUGACCUCCGACGAACCAUCAAACAGGCAAAGAGUCAAUACAGGUCUAAGAUUGAAUCAUACUACACUGGCUCUGACGCUCGUCGGAUGUGGCAGGGCUUGAAAACUAUUACAGACUACAAAGGGAAGCACAGCCGCGAGCUGCCCAGUGACACAAGCCUACCAGACGAGCUAAACCACUUCUAUGCUCGCUUCGAGGCAAGCAACACUGAAGCAUGCAUGAGAGCACCAGCUGUUCCGGACGACUAUGUGAUCACGCUCUCCGUAGCCGAUGUGAGUAAGACUUUUAAGCAGGUCAACAUUCACAAGGCCGCAGGGCCAGACGGAUUACCAGGACGUGUACUCCGAGCAUGUGCUGACCAACUGGCAAGUGUCUUCACUGACAUUUUCAACAUGUCCCUGACUGAGUCUGUAAUACCAACAUGUUUCAAGCAGACCACCAUAGUCCCCGUGCCCAAGAACGCUAAGAUAACCUGCCUAAAUGACUACCGACCCGUGGCACUGACGUCUGUAGCCAUGAAGUGCUUUGAAAGACUGGUCAUGGCUCACAUCAACAGCAUAAUCCCAGAAACCCUAGACCCACUCCAAUUUGCAUACCGCCCCAACAGAUCCACAGAUGAUGCAAUCUCUAUCGCACUCCACACUGCCCUUUCCCACCUGGACAAGAGGAACACCUACGUGAGAAUGCUAUUCAUUGACUACAGCUCAGCAUUCAACACCAUAGUGCCCUCAAAGCUCAUCACUAAGCUAAGGAUCCUGGGAAUAAACACCUCCCUCUGCAACUGGAUCCUGGACUUCCUGACGGGCCGCCCCCAGGUGGUAAGGGUAGGUAACAACACAUCUGCCACACUGAUCCUCAACACGGGGGCCCCUCAGGGGUGCGUGCUCAGUCCCCUCCUGUACUCUCUGUUCACCCAUGACUGCAUGGCCAGGCACGACUCCAACACCAUCAUUAAGUUUGCCGACGACACAACAGUGGUAGGCCUGAUCACCGACAACGAUGAGACAGCCUAUAGGGAGGAGGUCAGAGAUCUGGCCGUGUGGUGCCAGGACAACAACCUCUCCCUCAACGUGACCAAGACAAAGGAGAUGAUUGUGGACUACAGGAAAAAAAAGAGGACUGAGCACGCCCCCAUUCUCAUCGACGGGGCUGUAGUGGAACAGGUUGAGAGCUUCAAGUUCCUUGGUGUCCACAUCACCAACGAACUAUCAUGGUCCAAACACACCAAGACAGUCGUGAAGAGGGCACGACAAAGCCUAUUCCCCCUCAGGAGACUAAAAAGAUUUGGCAUGGGUCCUCAGAUCCUCAAAAAAUUCUACAGCUGCACCAUCGAGAGCAUCCUGACUGGUUGCAUCACCGCCUGGUAUGGCAACUGCUUGGCCUCUGACCGCAAGGCACUACAGAGGGUAGUGCGUACGGCCCAGUACAUCACUGGGGCAAAGCUCCCUGCCAUCCAGGACCUCUAUACCAGGCGGUGUCAGAGGAAGGCCCUCAAAAUUGUCAAAGACUCCAGUCACCCUAGUCAUAGACUGUUCUCUCUGCUACCGCACGGCAAGCGGUACCGGAGUGCCAAGUCUAGGUCCAAAAGACUUCUCAACAGCUUCUACCCCCAAGCCAUAAGACUCCUGAACAGCUAAUCAUGGCUACCCGGACUAUUUGCACUGCCCCCCCCACCCCAUCCUUUUUACGCUGCUGCUACUCUGUUAAGUAUUUAUGCAUAGUCACUUUAACUCUACCCACAUGUACAUAUUACCUCAACUACCUCAACUAGCCGGUGCCCCCGCACAUUGACUAUGCAACGGUACCCCCCUGUAUAUAUAGCCUCCCUACUGUCACUUUAUUCUAUUGUAUAUAUAGCCUCCCUACGGUCACUUUAUUUUUUACUUCUGCUCUUUUUUUCUCAACACUUUUUUGUUGUUGUUUUAUUCUUACUUUUUUGUUUAAAAUAAAUGCACUGUUGGUUAAGGGCUGUAAGUAAGCAUUUCACUGUAAUGUCUGCACCUGUUGUAUUCGGCGCAUGUGACCAAUAAAAUUUGAUUUGAUUUGAUUUGAUUUGAUUUGAUUUGAUUUGAUUUGAUUCCACUCACUCUACACACACAUACUGGGAGGAAUCCACUCACUCUACACACACAUACUGGGAGGAAUCCACUCACUCUACACACACAUACUGGGAGGAAUCCACUCACUCUACACACACAUACUGGGAGGAUUCCACUCACUCUACACACACAUACUGGGAGGAUUCCACUCACUCUACACACACAUACUGGGAGGAAUCCACUCACUCUACACACACAUACUGGGAGGAUUCCACUCACUCUACACACACAUACUGGGAGGAUUCCACUCACUCUACACACACAUACUGGGAGGAUUCCACUCACUCUACACACACAUACUGGGAGGAUUCCACUCACUCUACACACACAUACUGGGAGGAUUCCACUCACUCUACACACACAUACUGGGAGGAAUCCACUCACUCUACACACACAUACUGGGAGGAAUCCACUCACUCUACACACACAUACUGGGAGGAUUCCACUCACUCUACACACACAUACUGGGAGGAAUCCACUCACUCUACACACACAUACUGGGAGGAAUCCACUCACUCUACACACAAGUACAGUCAGCAUUUGUGUUUUUGAGAGAUGGAUGUAUUGUGUUAGUAGUAAAUAAUGCAUUAGUCUCUCUCUCUCUCUCUCUCUCUCUCUCUCUCUCUCUCUCUCUCUCUCUCUCUCUCUCUCUCUCGCGCUCUCUCUCGCUUGUCUGUGUUCUACCCUGCUGGUUAGAUGUUUGAGAUGUAUUAGUAGACACAGGCAGUGUGAAUGUGUGUGAGCAACGUAGGUUACUCUGCAUGGAUGUGUCUCUUUUACCUUAUGAAUAAUGGUAGUCUACAAAAAUCAUUCCCAGAACCACACAUAUGUAAAAAAUUUAUGCAUGCAUGACUGUAAGUCGCUUUGGAUAAAAGCGUCUGCCAAAUGGCAAAUAUUAUAUAUUAUUCCAAUCCAAUCUUUCCGAUUAAAAUGCAAUGGCUGUUUAGCAUAUUGGUUGGAUGCCUUUAGGACCAUGCGAAGCAUCAUUUGGAGAGAAGCUGCCACCCUGUGCGCCUUUCUCUCACUUUAAGAAAGUAGAGAGAGAGACAGUGCCAUACAGUUUGCUUUGCCGGUCAGCCAUUUAGGCAGUGUGCCGAUUGCUUUGAAUAUGAUGUCUGCAUUUGAACUGGGCCAGCUGUUUUAUUCACCGGUUACUUUCACAUUGAUGUCGGCAUAGGCGGUGCAUCCAAUAGGCUAGGGGAAGAUAAGCUUCCCCCAAAGUAAAUGUAAUUACAUUUUCCAAAAUUAGCUAUAUAAUCAAAAUACUACACCAGAGAGCAUGCUUCGGCCACAGAGGAUCAUUAGCUUCUUAAAAAAAGUAGCUGUGGAUUGUUUUAAGCUCGCAAUUUGGGCAGCGCUUGUGGCAAAUAGCCUACCAAACAGCUGAUUGUUGAGUUGCAGCGGUCAGUGAAAAGCACUUAAAUAUAUUUGAAAAUACAAUUUUAGGAAAAACAUAGUUUAAAAAGCAAAUGGCUAUUGCUGAAAAGAGAAGACUGUCUGGGCCGGCAGCCUUGAGAGGGUUAACAUGCUUAAAUGUCUUACUCACAUCGGCCACGGAGAAGGAGAGCCCACAGUCCUUGGUAGCUGGCCGCAUCGGUGGCACUGUGUUAUCCUCAGAGCGGGCGAAAAAGGUGUUUAGCUUAUCUGGAAGGCGGGGGAGUGCCUUGUAGGCAUUUCGAAAAGUAGCAGUGGUCCAGUGUUUUCUCAGUGCGAGUGCUACGGUCAAUGUGUUGGUAGAAUUUCGGUAGGGUUUUCCUCCGAUUUUCCUCCGAUUAGCUUAAAAUCCCCGGCUACAAUAAAUGCGGCCUCAGAAUAUGUGGUUUCCAGUUUGCAUAGAGUCCAGUGUAGUUCUUUGAGGGCCGUCGUGGUGUCGGCUUGAGGGGGAAUAUACACGGCUGUGACUAUAACCGAAGAUAAUUCUCUUGGGAGGUAAGAGAUUGUGGGGUUUCUGUAUGUUAUCACAAUCACACAAUGAGUAGUUAAUCAUGAAGCAUACCCCCCUGCCCUUCUUCUUCCCGGAGAGAUCUUUAUUUCUGUCUAUGCGAUGAACUGAGAACCCAACUGGCUGUACGGACUCAAACAGUAUAUCCCGAGAGAGCAAUGUUUCCGUGAAACAGAGUAUGUUACAAUCCCUGAUGUCUCUCUGGAAGGAGGUCCUCGCCCUGAGCUCAUCAACUUUAUUAUCCAGAGACUGAACAUUAGCGAGUGAUAUACUUGGAAGCAGUGGGUGGUGUGCACGCCUCCUGAGUCGGACACUUUGCCAUACCCUAGGUUUAGCUGAACUGACACCACUGCUCCCCCCCCCCCCCCCCCCCCUCCCCUCCCUCCUCCCUCUCCCUCUCCCUCUCCCUCUCCCUCUCCCUCUCCCUCUCCCUCUCCCUCUCCCUCUCCCUCUUCCUCUCCCUCUCCCUCUCCCUCUCGUCUUACAGUAAAUGCUCAGUAGAUUGUCUUUUACCUCCAAUCGGCGAACAUGCUGUCUUUAAAUUGGAUUAAAUCCUUAAAUCACACAAUCAAUCAUCCACAGCGUACUGUGCCAAGAUGGCGGAGGCUGAGUGUGUUUCCUCAUCUGUCUUAAAGAUGUCUUAAAGAUGGCAUAGCGGCAGAUAGCAGGGCUGCUACAUUUACAUUUACAUGUUAGUCAUUUAGCAGACACUCUUAUCCAGAGCCAUUUACAGUUAGUGCAUUCACCUUAAGAUAGCUAGGUUGGACAACCACAUAUCUCAGUCAUACACUAGGAAGUAGCUAUCAGCAAAGUCAGUGCUAGUAAGUGGGAAAAAAGUCAAGUGUGAGUUCAGGAAUGGCAAGGAUGGGCUUUUUUAAUGUAUAUAAAGUACCAGUCAAAAGUUUGGACACACCAACUCAUUCAAGGGUUUUUCUUUAUUUUUUACUAUUUUCUACAUGACAACAGCAGGCAAGCGGUGUGUGUGUGUCUUCGUACGUGUGUGUGUCAAACACACAAACAACAGGUGUAGACAGUGAAAUGAAAUGCUUACUUACGGGUGUUUUUACAACAAUGAAGAGUUAAAGAUCAAGAUUUUUAAAGAUUUUUAAAUGUAAAUAGUGACACAAGGAAUAAAUACUCAGUGAUUAACAAAUAACAAUAAUGAGUAAAAAUAACAUGGCACCAGUAAUUGAGGUAGCUAUGUACAUAUACAGUGGGGGAAAAAAAGUAUUUAGUCAGCCACCAAUUGUGCAAGUUCUCCCACUUAAAAAGAUGAGAGAGGCCUGUAAUUUUCAUCAUAGGUACACGUCAACUAUGACAGUCAAAUUGAGGAAAAAAAAUCCAGAAAAUCACAUUGUAGGAUUUUUAAUGAAUUUAUUUGCAAAUUAUGGUGGAAAAUAAGUAUUUGGUCACCUACAAACAAGCAAGAUUUCUGGCUCUCACAGACCUGUCACUUCUUCUUUAAGAGGCUCCUCUGUCCUCCACUCGUUACCUGUAUUAAUGGCACCUGUUUGAACUUGUUAUCAGUAUAAAAGACACCUGUCCACAACCUCAAACAGUCACACUCCAAACUCCACUAUGGCCAAGACCAAAGAGCUGUCAAAGGACACCAGAAACAAAACUGUAGACCUGCACCAGGCUGGGAAGACUGAAUCUGCAAUAGGUAAGCAGCUUGGUUUGAAGAAAUCAACUGUGGGAGCAAUUAUUAGGAAAUGGAAGACAUACAAGACCACUGAUAAUCUCCCUCGAUCUGGGGCUCCACGCAAGAUCUCACCCCGUGGGGUCAAAAUGAUCACAAGAACGGUGAGCAAAAAUCCCAGAACCACACGGGGGGACCUAGUGAAUGACCUGCAGAGAGCUGGGACCAAAGUAACAAAGCCUACUAUCAGUAACACACUACGCCGCCAGGGACUCAAAUCCUGCAGUGCCAGACGUGUCCCCCUGCUUAAGCCAGUACAUGUCCAGGCCCGUCUGAAGUUUGCUAGAGUGCAUUUUGAUGAUCCAGAAGAGGAUUGGGAGAAUGUCAUAUGGUCAGAUGAAACCAAAAUAGAACUUUUUGGUAAAAACUCAACUCGUCGUGUUUGGAGGACAAAGAAUGCUGAGUUGCAUCCAAAGAACACCAUACCUACUGUGAAGCAUGGGGGUGGAAACAUCAUGCUUUGGGGCUGUUUUUUCUGCAAAGGGACCAGGACGACUGAUCCGUGUAAAGGAAAGAAUGAAUGGGGCCAUGUAUCGUGAGAUUUUGAGUGAAAACCUCCUUCCAUCAGCAAGGGCAUUGAAGAUGAAACGUGGCUGGGUUUUCAGCAUGACAAUGAUCCCAAACACACCGCCCGGGCAACGAAGGAGUGGCUUCGUAAGAAGCAUUUCAAGGUCCUGGAGUGGCCUAGCCAGUCUCCAGAUCUCAACCCCAUAGAAAAUCUUUGGAGGGAGUUGAAAGUCCGUGUUGCCCAGCGACAGCCCCAAAACAUCACUGCUGUAGAGGAGAUCUGCAUGGAGGAAUGGGCCAAAAUACCAGCAACAGUGUGUGAAAACCUUGUGAAGACUUACAGAAAACGUUUGACCUGUGUCAUUGCCAACAAAGGGCAUAUAACAAAGUAUUGAGAAACUUUUGUUAUUGACCAAAUACUUAUUUUCCACCAUAAUUUGCAAAUAAAUUCAUUAAAAAUCCUACAAUGUGAUUUUCUGGAUUUGUUUUUCUCAUUUUGUCUGUCAUAGUUGACGUGUACCUAUGAUGAAAAUUACAGGCCUCUCUCAUCUUUUUAAGUGGGAGAACUUGCACAAUUGGUGGCUGACUAAAUACAUUUUUUCCCCACUGUAGGUAGGGGUAAAGUGACUAGGCAACAGGAUAGAUACAGUGCCUUCAGAAAGUAUUCACACCCCUUGAAUUUUCCACAUUUUGUUGUGUUGCAGGCUAAAUUUAAAAUUGAUUAAAUUUAGAUUUUGUGUUACUGUCCUACACACAAUACCACAUAAUGUCAAAGUGGAAUUAAGUUUUUGGAAAUUUCAAUUUGUUUUAUAAAAAUUGAAAAGCUGAAAUGUCUUGAGUCAAUAAGUAUUCAACCCCUUUUUUAUGGCAAGCCUAAAUAAAUUCAGGAGUAAAACAAAGACCAGGGAGGUUUUCCAAUGCCUCGCAAAAGGCACCUAUUGGUAGAUGGGUAAAAAAAAUAAAAGCAGAAAAUGAAUAUCCCUUUGAGAAUGGUGAAGUUAUUAAUUACACUUUGGAUGGUGUAUCAAUACACCCAGUCUCUACAAAGAUACAGGCGUCCUUCCUAACUCAGUUGUUGGAGAGGAAGGUACCACUCAGGGAUUUCACAAUGAGGUCAAUGGUGACAUUAAAACAGUUACAGAGUUUAAUGGCUGUGAUAGGACAAAACUGAGGAUAGAUCAACAACAUUGUAGUUACACCACAAUACUAACCUAAAUGACCGAGUGAAAAGAAGGAAGCCUGUACAGAAUAAAAAAUAUUCCAAAACAUGCAUCCUGUUUGCAAUAAGACACUAAAGUAAAACUGCAAAAAUGUGGCAAAGAAGCAAACUUUAUGUCCUGAAUACAAAGCGUUAUGUUUGGGGCAAAUCCAACACAACACAUCACUGAGUACCACUCUUCGUAUUUUCAAGCAUGGUGGUGGAUGCAUUACAUGUUACAUUUUUAUAUUUUAGUAAUUUAGCAGUAGUGAGUGCAUACAUUAUUGUACUUUUUCAUACUGGUUCCCCGUGGGAAUCGAACCCACAACCCUGCAUCAUGUUUUGGGAAUGCUUCUCAUGGGCAAGGGAGUUUUUUGGGGGGAAUAAAAAUAAACAGAAUAGAGUGAAGCACAGGCAAAUUCCUAGAGGAAAACCUGGUUCAGUCUGCUUUCCACCAGACACUAUGAGACAAAUUCACCUUUCAGCAGGAUAAUAACCUAAAACACAAGGCUAAAUAUACACUGAAGUUGCUUACCAAGAUGACAUUGAAUUUUCCUGAGUAGCCUAGUUACGGUUUUGACUUAAAUCGUCUUGAAAACCAAUGGCAAGACUUGAAAAUAGCUGUCUAGCAAUGAUCAACAACCAACUUACAUUUACAUUUUACAUUUUAGUCAUUUAGCAGACGCUCUUAUCCAGAGCGACUUACAGGAGCAAUUAGGGUUAAGUGCCUUGCUCAAGGGCACAUUAACGUCAUUUAGCAGACGCUCUUAGCCAGAGCGACUCACAAAUUGGUGCGUUCACCCUAUAGCCAGUGGGAUAACCACUUUACAAUUUUUUUUGGGGGGGGGGGGGGGUAGAAGGAUUACUUUAUCCUAUCCCAGGUAUUCCUUAAAGAGGUGGGGUUUCAAAUGUAUCCGGAAGGUGGUGAGUGACUCCGCUGUCCUGGCGUCGUGAGGGAGCUUGUUCCACCAUUGGGGUGCCAGAGCAGCGAACAGUUUUGACUGGGCUGAGCGGGAACUAUGCUUCCGCAGAGGAAGGGGAGCCAGCAGGCCAGAGGUGGAUGAACGCAAUGCCCUCGUUUGGGUGUAGGGACUGAUCAGAGCCCGAAGGUACAGAGGUGCCGUUCCCCUCACUGCUCCAUAGGCAAGCACCAUGGUCUUGUAGCGGAUGCGAGCUUCAACUGGAAGCCAGUGGAGUGUGCAGAGGAGGGGGGUGACGUGAGAGAACUUGGGAAGGUUGAACACCAGACGGGCUGCGGCAUUCUGGAUGAGUUGUAGGGGUUUAAUGGCACAGGCAGGGAGGCCAGCCAGCAGCGAGUUGCAGUAGUCCAGACGGGAGAUGACAAGUGCCUGGAUUAGGACCUGUGCCGCUUCCUGUGUAAGGCAGGGUCGUACUCUUCGAAUGUUGUAGAGCAUGAACCUGCAGGAGCGGGUCACCGCCUUGAUGUUGGCGGAGAACGACAGGGUGUUGUCCAGGGUCACGCCUAGGCUCUUCGCACUCUGGGAGGAGGACACAGCGGAGUUGUCAACCGUGAUGGCGAGAUCAUGGAACGGGCAGUCCUUCCCCGGGAGGAAGAGCAGCUCCGUCUUGCCAGGGUUCAGCUUGAGGUGGUGAUCCGUCAUCCAUACUGAUAUGUCUGCCAGACAUGCAGAGAUGCGAUUCGCCACCUGGUUAUCAGAAGGGGGAAAGGAGAAGAUUAGUUGUGUAUCGUCAGCGUAGCAAUGAUAGGAGAGGCCAUGUGAGGAUAUGACAGAGCCAAGUGACUUGGUGUAUAGGGAGAAAAGGAGAGGGCCUAGAACUGAGCCCUGGGGGACACCAGUGGUGAGAGCACGUGGUGCGGAGACAGCUUCUCGCCACGCCACUUGGUAGGAGCGACCGGUCAGGUAGGACGCAAUCCAGGAGUGAGCCGCGCCGGAGAUGCCCAGCUCGGAGAGGGUGGAGAGGAGGAUCUGAUGGUUCACAGUAUCAAAGGCAGCAGACAGGUCUAGAAGGACAAGAGCAGAGGAGAGAGAGUUAGCUUUAGUAGUGCGGAGAGCCUCCGUGACACAGAGAAGAGCAGUCUCAGUUGAAUGACCAGUCCUGAAACCUGACUGGUUUGGAUCAAGAAGGUCAUUCUGAGAGAGAUAGCAAGAGAGUUGGCUAAAGACGGCACGCUCAAUAGUUUUGGAAAGAAAAGAAAGAAGGGAUACUGGUCUGUAGUUGUUGACAUCAGUGGGAUCGAGUGUUGGUUUUUUGAGAAGGGGAGCAACUCUCGCUCUCUUGAAGACGGAAGGGACAUGGCCAGCGGUCAAGGAUGAGUUGAUCAGCGAGGUGAGGUAGGGGAGAAGGUCACCGGAGAUGGUCUGGAGAAGAGAGGAGGGGAUGGGGUCAAGCGGGCAGGUUGUUGGGCGGCCUGCAGUCACAAGUCGCAGGAUAUUAUCUGGAGAGAGAGGGGAGAAAGAAGUCAAAGCAUAGGGUAGGGCAGUGUGAGUAGGACCAGCAGUGUCAUUAGACUUAACAAACGAGGAUCGAAUGUCGUCAACCUUCUUUUCAAAGUGGUUGACGAAGUCAUCCACAGAGAGAGAGGAGGGGGGGGGGGGGGGGGGGGGGGGGAGGAUUCAGCAGGGAGGAAAAUGUGGCUGUCACACUCUGGUUCUAGGACUUUUUGUGUUUAGUCAGGGUGUGUAGAUUUCCGUGUGUUGUGUACUGUGGGUAGUGUCUAGGUGUUCGCGUUCUAUGUUUGGUCAGUGACUCCCAAUCGGAGGUAACGAGUGUCAGCUGUCGGCUCGUUAUCUCUGAUUGGGAGCCAUAUUUAAAUGUCUGUGUUCACCUUGUGGUUGUGGGUUUUUGUUCAUUGUUCAGUAGUUGUCACUGAGGACUUCACGGAUCGUGUUUUGGUUUGUCGUGUGUUUCAAAAUUAAAAUCAUCAUGUUCACUCCCAACGCUGCGCUUUGGUCAUACUUCAUUGGCGAUCGUGACAGAAAAACCCACCACAACGAGACCAAGCAGCAGUUGGAUAACGAGUGGUGGAGCCAGAAGAGCGAAGGUUGGGAGAGGACUAUGGAGGCCUGGUCCACCGAGAGGAGAGACCCCCAGAAAAUUUUUAGGGGGGGGCUCACGACGUCGGGGCAGAAGGUGUACGGCCCGGAGGAGUGCAAGAGGUUGGCAGAUAUGGCCGCCAGUUUAAGGGGGCCACUGGUUACGAAGGGGAUGGAAAGUGUGGAGGCACGGCGAGAGGUACUGGGGGGUGUUUCCAGUCCGGUCCGGCCCGUUCCUGAUCCCCGUGUAGGGCCAGGGGUGUGUGUCCCCAGUGCGGUUCUGUCUGUCCCUGCUCAACGCACCAAGCCUACGGGGUGCGUCGCCAGCCCAGCUCGGCCUGUUCCUGCGCCCCGCACCAAGUCUGUGGUGCGUUUCGCCAGCCCAGCCCGGCCUGUCCCUGCUCAACGCACCGAGCCUACGGGGUGCGUCGUCAGCCCUGUCCAGCCAGAGCCGUCCGCCAGACAGGAUCAGCCAGAGCCUUCCGCCAGACAGGAUCAGCCAGAGCCUUCCACCAGCCAUGAGCAGCCAGAUCCUUCCGCCAGCCAUGAGCAGCCAGAUCCGUCAGCCAGCCAUGAGCAGCCAGAUCCGUCAGCCAUCCAUGAGCAGCCAGAUCCGUCAGCCAGCCAUGAGCAGCCAGAUCCGUCAGCCAGCCAUGAGCCGUCCAGCCAGGAUCCGCCAGAGCCGUCCAGCCAGGAUCCGCCAGAGCCGUCCAGCCAGGAUCCGCCAGAGCCGUCCAGCCAGGAUCCGCCAGAGCCGUCCAGCCGGGAUCCGCCAGAGCCUUCCAGCCGGGAUCCGCCAGAGCCUUCCAGCCAGGAUCCGCCAGAGCCGUCCAGCCAGGAUCCGCCAGAGCCGUCCAGCCAGGAUCCGCCAGAGCCUUCCAGCCGGGAUCCGCCAGAGCCGUCCAGCCGGGAUCCGCCAGAGCCGUCCAGCCGGGAUCCGCCAGAACCGUCCAGCCGGGAUCCGCCAGAGCCGUCCAGCCGGGAUCCGCCAGAGCCGUCCAGCCGGGAUCCGCCAGAGCCGUCCAGCCAGGAUCCACGCACCAAGCCAGGGGCGCGUGUCGUCAGUCCGGUUCCGGCCAGCGGGGCUAGGCAGGACCAGGGGUACUUUGGGGGGUUGGAGAGGAAGUGGGGAGGAAGCCCGGAGCCGGAGCCGCCGCCGAGGAGGAAUGCCCACCCAGCCCUCCCCUGUUUGCUUGUAGUUAGGCGCGGUCGCAGUCCGCGCCUUUGGGGGGGGGGUACUGUCACACUCUGGUUCUAGGACUUUUUGUGUUUAGUCAGGGUGUGGAGAUUUCCGUGUGUUGUGUACUGUGGGUAGUGUCUAGGUGUUCGCGUUCUAUGUUUGGUCAGUGACUCCCAAUCGGAGGUAACGAGUGUCAGCUGUCGGCUCGUUAUCUCUGAUUGGGAGCCAUAUUUAAAUGUCUGUGUUCACCUUGUGGUUGUGGGUUUUUGUUCAUUGUUCAGUAGUUGUCACUGAGGACUUCACGGAUCGUGUUUUGGUUUGUCGUGUGUUUCAAAAUUAAAAUCAUCAUGUUCACUCCCAACGCUGCGCUUUGGUCAUACUUCAUUGGCGACCGUGACAGUGGCAAAGAGCUUCCUAGGGUUAGAGGCAGAUGCUUGGAAUUUAGAGUGGUAGAAAGUGGCCUUAGCAGCAGAAACAGAUGAAGAAAAUGUAGAGAGGAGGGAGUGAAAAGAUGCCAGGUCUAGCUAGCUAGCCUCGUGCUUCGCCGGGCUCCUACAGAAGAAUAAAGUGCAAAUAUUGUACAAUCCAGGUGUGCAAAGCGCUUAGACUUACCCAGAAAGACUCAGAGCUGUAAUCGCUGCCAACGGUGAUUCUAACAUGUAUUGACUUAAGGGUGUGAAUACUCAUGUAAAUGAGAUAUUUCUGUAUUUCAUUUUCAAUAAAUGUGCAAAAAUUUAUAAAAACAUGUUUUCACUUUGUCAUUAUGGGGUAUUGUGUAUAGAUGGAUGAGAAAAAAAUAAAUAUUUAAUUAAUUUAGAAUUCAGCCUGUCAAACAACAAAAUGUGGAAUAAGUCAAGGGGUAUGAAUACUUUCUGAAGGCACAGUAAUAGACAGUAGCAGCAGCAUAUGUGAUGAGUGUGAAUGUGUCAGCGUUUGCUUAGGCGUCACGCGCCGCUGAAACGUGGAUAUCGCGCCAUGCCGCUGUGGGUACACCCUCACACACACCUUGGAGGAAAUGAGUUUGGCUGGCGUGUGUGGAUGGUGGUCAGGUUAUAUGUCAUAGUGUUGGCCAGCGUGGUGGAAGGAGAUCCACAUGGGCCAGAUCUACACCGUCACUACUCUUGUCAGAUGGUCAUCUCUCUGUAUUACUGUGUGUAUUUACUCAUAUGUGUGUGUUCCAUAAUCUUGUGCCCUACUUUACCCAGCCCUAGUAUCCCUCUAACCUUUCAAAGUGGCAAAUUGCUUCAGAACUUCUCUAAUAAAAAAUCUAUGAAAACAUAGACGGAUUAAAAGGUUUAAUUCAGGUUGGUUGGAUAUUAUUACUGAUUAAACAUUUCCCAGUGUGUAUUCCUGGGGGAGAUAUUCACUUAAAGCUACGCUAGCUCAGCUAUCCCGCUCCACAUUACCUGAUUACCUCUCCCACCUGAUUACCUGUCUUGCCCUGGAAAAAACAUAGGAACUCAGUCUGGCGUAUUCAAAUGAGCCCGUCCCGACGCAUUCUUCUUCUUCAGUUUGGGGAAAUCAAGCCUUUUUCCUUACUGGGUGAAAUGAAGCGACUUCGAACAUGACUUUGGAUAUGGUAAUUCAGAAUAUACCUGUGAAUAUAGCCCCGAUAUCCUUAAAAUUAUGACAGGACUUUUGACAGGUGAAUUUGGAGAAGUUUUAUGAAACUGAAUCGAACUUGCAGAAGUUUCAAAGUGAUGACAGGGUGUUUUUCCCUGGUCUACGACAGUCACCAUAUUAGGGAGUAUGAUGGAAACAGUCACUCGUGGCUCCAAGCAAAGUUGGCAUGUGUUUAAGUUGGUAACUCUUCACUGCAUCCAAAGAGGCAUAGACCUCACAGAAGAGCUUGAAUGUUUUGACCCCCAUGAUAUUUCUGGUUGAGGAGUUAGUGGUCUGGUCUGUGUGUUUGUUUGGUAAAAAUAGUCUUUGUUUCACAGUCUGUACCUCUCAGCAGAUAAUACUAAAGUAGUAGAGGGGGAAUGGAGAGAAAGGUCAAGUGACGGGGGUGGGGGUCACAAUGCCCCUCUCUGUGAGGGACGAGGGGGGUGACCUUUGAAGGCAUGACAUGGUUCGGUCUUUCAGGAGCGCCAUGCCAUUGUUGUGGGGAGCAGACUGUGUAGGCGAAUGGUUUGAGAUGCUACAGCGGGAAACAGGCAGCCAGUCAGACAGGAAGGCAGGCAAUCUGACAGGAAGUGUGACAUGUGAAUGGGAUUCCUGGUCUCUAUGCAAGCCACCAUGUUGGCCAAUGGUCUCUAUGUUGCUCCUGCAAGCCACCAUGUUGGCCAAUGGUUCUACUGAAGGAAAGGUCUUGUUGACUAGCAUCUAGGACUCUGGUGGUCAGCCCUGAUCCUCAUGGAGAGAGGCAGUGUGUGCAGACCAGGGCUUCAUAGUGUAGAAAAAGCCUGCACACCCAGUAGCUAGGUCUUCUCCUAUCCCUCAUCCCUCCCUCCACCAAUCAUUUUCUCCUUCCACUCCUUUUAAUCAACAACUUUUUCUGAUGUACAUUCCUUGUGUUUAAGACCAUAAACCCACGAGGGUUGAUAACCGAAGUCAGAAACACACACAUUUCUCAACAUUUUUUUUUGCCAACUGCUUCUCAAGGCCUUUCAGUGGAACAAAGAGGCCUUUCAUUAGCUAUGCUAAUCUGAGCACACACACUCUCUAACACGCAAAUACACACACACGAAUGCAGACACACACUCUGACACGCAUAUACACACACAUACUCACUCUCUCUCACUCUCUCUCUCAAACAGAGGAUGCAACAGUGUUUCUCCUGCCUCAAUCAUUCUCUUUAGUGUUUGCUUUUGUCUUUCUCUAUAAACCAGGGUUUCAUCCUGGUCCUUGCCACUUCAGAGGGUUAAUGUGCUCUGUAUUCUUGUGUGUCUGACCCCUAUACUAUUCUAUCCUACGUAUUCUUCAGAUAGGCUACAUAUUCUAUCCACAUACUGUCCAUAAUGUCUAUAUAUCCGAUCACAUAUAUACUAAGAAAAAAUAUAAACGCUACAUGUAAAGUGUUGGUCCCAUGUUUCAUAAGCUGAAAUAAAAGAUCCCAGAAAUGUUCUAUAUGCACAAAAAGCUUAUUUCUCUCAAAUGUUGUGCACAGAUUUGUUUACAUCGCUGUUAUUGAGCAUUUCUUCUUUGCCAAGAUAAACCAUCCACCUGACAGAUGUGACAUAUCAAAAAGCUGAUUAAACAGCAUGAUCAUUACACAGGUGCACCUUGUGAUAGGGUACAAUAAAAGGCCACUCUAAAAUGUGCAGUUUUGUCACACAACACAAUGCCACAGAUGUCUCAUAUUUUGAGGGAGCGUUUAAUUGGCAUGCUGAGUGCAGGAAUGUCCACCAGAGCUAUUGCCAGAGAAUUUAAUGUUAAUUUCUCUACCAUAAGCUGCCUCCAACGUCAUUUUAGAGUAUGUCCUACCAGCCUCACAACCGCAGACCACGUGUAACCAUGCCAGCCCAGGACCUCCACAUCCGGCUUCUUCACCUGCGGGAUGAGACCAGCCACCAGACAGCAGAUGAAAUUGUGGGUUUGCAUAACUGAAGUCCUCUUGCAUAGUUGUGCACCGGGGCCUCCCACUCCUCUUUCUAUUCUGGUUAGAGCCUGUUUGCACUGUUCUGUGAAGGGAGUAGUACACAGCAUUGUACAAGAUCUUCAGUUUCUUGGCAAUUUCUCGCAUGGAAUAGCCUUCAUUUCAUUUCUCAGAACAAGAAUAGACUGACGAGUUUCAGAAGAAAGUUAUUUGUUUCUGGCCAUUUUGAGUCAGUAAUCAAACCCACAAUUGCUGAUGAUACUCAACUAGUCUCAAGAAGGCCAGUUUUAUUGCUUCUUAUAAUCAGCACACCAGUUUUCAGGGUUUUCUAAUGAUCAAUUAGCCUUUUAAAAUGAUAAACUUGGAUUAGCAAACACAACGUGCCAUUGGAACACAGGACUGAUGGUUGCUGAUAAUGUGCCUCUGUACGCCUAUGUACAGUUGAAGUUGGAAGUUUACAUACACCUUAGCCAAAUACAUUUAAACUCAGUUUUUCACAAUUCCUGACAUUUAAUCCUAGUAAAACUUCCCUGUCUUAGGUCAGUUAGGAUCACCACUUUAUUUUAAGAAUGUAAAAUGUCAGAAUAAUAGUAGAGAGAAUGAUUUAUUUUAGCUUUUAUUUCUUUCAUCACAUUCCAAUUGGGUCAGACGUUUACAUACACUCAAUUAGUAUUUGGUAGCAUUGCCUUUAAAUUGUUUAACUUGGGUCAAACGUUUCAGGUAGCCUUCCACAAGCUUCCCACAAUAAGUUGGGUGAGUUUUGACCCAUUCCUCCUGACAGAGCUGGUGUAACUGAGUCAGGUUUUUAAGCCUCCUUCCUCGCACACUCUUUUUCAGUUCUGCCCAUAAAUGUUCUAUAGGAUUGAGGUCAGGGCUUUGUGAUGGCCACUCCAAUACCUUGACUUUGUUGUCCUUAAGCCAUUUUGCCACAACUUUGGAAGUAUGCUUGGGGUCAUUGUCCAUUUGGAAGACCCAUUUGCGACCAAGUUUUAACUUCCUGACUGAUUGCUUCAAUAUAUCCACAUAAUUUUCCUUCCUCAUGAUGCCAUCUAUUUUGUGAAGUGCACCAGUCCCUCCUGCAGCAAAGCACCCCCACAGCAUGAUGCUGCCACCCCUGUGCUUCACGGUUGGGAUGGUGUUCUUCGGCUUGCAAGCGACCCCCUUUUUCCUCCAAACAUAACGAUGGUCAUUAUGGCCAAACAGUUCUAUUUUUGUUUCACCAGAUCAGAGGACAUUUCUCCAAAAAGUACAAUCUUUGUCCCCAUGUGCAGUUGCAAACCGUAGUCUGGCUUUUUUAUGGCGGUUUUGGAGCUGUGGCUUCUUCCUUGCUGAGCGGCCUUUCAGGUUAUGUUAAUAUAGGACUUGUUUUACUGUGGAUAUAGAUAUUUUUGUACCUGUUUCCUCCAGCAUCUUCACAAGGUCCUUUGCUGUUGUUCUUGGAUUGAUUUGUACUUUUCGCACCAAAGUACGUUCAUCUCUAGGAGACAGAAGGCGUGUCCUUCCUGAGCGGUAUGACGGCUGCGUGGUCCCAUGGUGUUUAUACUUGCGUACUAUUGUUUGUACAGAUGAACGUGGUACCUUCAGGCCUUUGGAAAUUGCUCCCAAGGAUGAACCAGACUUGUGGAGGUCUACAAUUUUUUUUCCUGAGGUCUUGGUUGAUUACUUUUGAUUUUCCCAUGUCAAGCAAAGAGGCACUGAGUUUGAAGGUAGGCUUUGAAAUACAUCCACAGGUACACCUCCAAUUGACUCAAAUUAUGUCAAUUAGCCUAUAGCUUCUAUAGACAUGACAUCAUUUUCUGGAAUUUUCCAAGCUGUUUAAAGGCACAGUCAACUUAGUGUAUGUAAACUUCUGACCCACUGGAAUUGUGAUACAGUGAAGGAGACUGGAGAAGGUCUAUAUGGAGGAGUGGGCCAAAAUCCCUGCUGCAGUGUGUGCAAACCUGGUCAAGACCUACAGGAAACGUAUGAUCUCUGUAAUUGCAAACAAAGGUUUCUGUACCAAAUAUUAAGUUCUGCUUUUCUGAAGUAUCAAAUACUUACAGUGGGGGAAAAAGUAUUUAGUCAGCCACCAAUUGUGCAAGUUCUCCCACUUAAAAAGAUGAGAGAGGCCUGUAAUUUUCAUCAUAGGUACAUGUCAACUAUGACAGACAAAUUGAGGAAAAAAAAUCCAGGAAAUCACAUUGUAGGAUUUUUUAUGAAUUUAUUUGCAAAUUAUGGUGGAAAAUAAGUAUUUGGUCAAUAACAAACGUUUCUCAAUACUUUGUUAUAUACCCUUUGUUGGCAAUGACACAGGUCAAACGUUUUCUGUAAGUCUUCACAAGGUUUUCACACACUGUUGCUGGUACUUUUGGCCCAUUCCUCCAUGCAGAUCUCCUCUAGAGCAGUGAUGUUUUGGGGCUGUCGCUGGGCAACACGGACUUUCAACUCCCUCCAAAGAUUUUCUAUGGGGUUGAGAUCUGGAGACUGGCUAGGCCACUCCAGGACCUUGAAAUGCUUCUUACGAAGCCACUCCUUCGUUGCCCGGGCGGUGAGUUUGGGAUCAUUGUCAUGCUGAAAGACCCAGCCACGUUUCAUCUUCAAUGCCCUUGCUGAUGGAAGGAGGUUUUCACUCAAAAUCUCACGAUACAUGGCCCCAUUCAUUCUUUCCUUUACACGGAUCAGUCGUCCUGGUCCCUUUGCAGAAAAACAGCCCCAAAGCAUGAUGUUUCCACCCCCAUGCUUCACAGUAGGUAUGGUGUUCUUUGGAUGCAACUCAGCAUUCUUUGUCCUCCAAACACGACGAGUUGAGUUUUUACCAAAAAGUUAUAUUUUGGUUUCAUCUGACCAUAUGACAUUCUCCCAAUCUUCUUCUGGAUCAUCCAAAUGCACUCUAGCAAACCUCAGGAUUUGAGUCCCUGGCGGCGUAGUGUAUUACUGAUGGUAGGCUUUGUUACUUUGGUCCCAGCUCUCUGCAGGUCAUUCACUAGGUCCCCCCGUGUGUUUCUGGGAUUUUUGCUCACCGUUCUUGUGAUCAUUUUGACCCCACGGGGUGAGAUCUUGCGUGGAGCCCCAGAUCGAGGGAGAUUAUCAGUGGUCUUGUAUGUCUUCCAUUUCCUAAUAAUUGCUCCCACAGUUGAUUUCUUCAAACCAAGCUGCUUACCUAUUGCAGAUUCAGUCUUCCCAGCCUGGUGCAGGUCUACAAUUUUGUUUCUGGUGUCCUUUGACAGCUCUUUGGUCUUGGCCAUAGUGGAGUUUGGAGUGUGACUGUUUGAGGUUGUGGACAGGUGUCUUUUAUACUGAUAACAAGUUCAAACAGGUGCCAUUAAUACAGGUAACGAGUGGAGGACAGAGGAGCCUCCUAAAGAAGAAGUGACAGGUCUGUGAGAGCCAGAAAUCUUGCUUGUUUGUAGGUGACCAAAUACUUAUUUUCCACCAUAAUUUGCAAAUAAAUGUAUUAAAAAUCCUACAAUGUGAUUUUCUGUUUUUUUUUCCUCAAUUUGUCAGUCAUAGUUUACGUGUACCUAUGAUGAAAAUUACAGGCCUCUCUCAUCUUUUUAAGUGGGAGAACUUGCACAAUUGGUGGCUGACUAAAUACUUUUUUCCCCCACUGUAUAUAUACUCCGGACUCCGACAUUGCUCGUCCUAAUAUUUCUAUAUUUCUUAAUUUCAUUAUUUUACUUUUAGAUUUGUGUUUAUUGUUGUUUAUUGUUAGAUAUUACUGCACCGUUGGAGCUAGGAACACAAACGUUUCUGCUAAAUAUGUGAAUGCAACCAAUAACAUUUUAUUUUAUUUUGAACUCCCUCCACACUUCCCAAGGCCGUUUGUUGUUUCUCCUCUCCUCUCCUCCUCUCCUCUCCUCUCCUAUCUCUCCUCUCCGCUCCUCUCCUCUCCUCUCCUCUCCUCUCCUCUCAGUCUAUGAUCGCUGUCACCUCUGACCCCCCUGUUCCUACAGUAGCCACCGGAAUU